GAGACAAAAGGGUCGCGGGGUCAGCCUGCCAUGGCUUCCCGGAGCCUGGGGGGCCUGAGCGGGAGCCGUGGCGGGGGCGGCGGCGGCAAGAAGAGCCUGAGCGCCCGCAAUGCUGCGGUGGAGAGGAGGAACCUGAUCACCGUGUGCAGGUUUUCUGUAAAGACCCUGAUUGAUCGGUCCUGCUUUGAGACAAUUGAUGAUUCUUCUCCUGAAUUUAAUAAUUUUGCAGCUAUUUUGGAACAGAUUCUAAGUCACCGGCUAAAAGAGAUUUCCCAAAGUUGCAGAUGGCUGGCUCAUCUCCAAAUACCUCUUCAAGGUCAAGUAACCUGGUUUGGUUAUGAAAGUCCUCGUAGCUUCUGGGACUAUAUCAGAGUGGCUUGCCGGAGAGUUUCACAGAAUUGUAUCUGCAGCAUUGAAAAUAUGGAAAAUGUCAGUUCCUCUAGAGCUAAGGGUAGAGCCUGGAUCAGAGUUGCACUCAUGGAAAAACAUUUAUCUGAAUACAUCUCUACAGCUCUGAGAGACUUCAAAACAACCAGAAGAUUUUAUGAAGAUGGAGCAAUUGUCUUGGGUGAGGAAGCAAAUAUGCUUGCUGGCAUGCUGCUUGGGCUCAAUGCUAUUGAUUUCAGCUUCUGCCUAAAGGGAGAGGGACUGGAUGGCUGCUUUCCUGCUGUAAUAGACUACACACCAUAUUUGAAGUUUACCCAAAGCUCUGACAGUAUCAGCAGUGAUGAGGAGGAGCUGAGGACGCUGGGAAGCAGUGGCAGUGAGAGCAGCUCUCCUGAGAACGUGGGGCCUCCUUUCAUCAUGGACGAGAAUACGUGGUUCAACAAGUGUAAGAGAGUCAAACAGAAGUAUCAGCUCACCCUGGAACAGAAGGCUUAUCUUGAAGAACUCUUACGACUUCGAGAGAACCAGCUGUCUGAAUCUGUCUCCCAGAAUAAAAUACUACUACAAAGGAUCGAAGAUUCUGAUCUGGCCCAUAAAUUGGAAAAGGAACAAUUAGAAUAUAUAAUUGUGGAGCUGCAAGAUCAGUUGACUGUGCUAAAGAAUAAUGAUUUAAGAUCAAGACAAGAGUUAACUGCCCACCUCACCAACCAGUGGCCUUCCCCAGGAGCUCUGGAUGUCAAUGCUGUUGCCUUGGAUACGUUGCUUUACCGAAAACACAAUAAACAGUGGUAUGAAAAAAGUUAUCAAAAUCUUGACCAGUUUUCAGCUGAAGUUAGCCUUUCUCAGACUUCCCUGGACCCAGGUCAGUCACAAGACGAUGGAAAACAAGACACGUUAAAUUCAAUCAGCGAAGGUAAAGAAGACACUCCCUCCUUACUUGGUCUCUGUGGGUCUCUAACAUCAGUGGCAAGUUACAAAUCUCUAACUAGCCUCAAAUCCAAUGACUGUCUUGCAAGUCCUACAGCAGAGAUGACAAGUCCAGGCCUAACUCCAUCCUGAAAAAUUUAAUGUAAAAGCCACAAGAUUUUAUGUUGCAGAAGUUCUAGUACAUAAGUUUGACUGCUGGGAAAACCUUUGGAAUUUUAUAUUGUUCUGGUACAUAUGUGGAGUCCUGUUGCUUCGAGUUCAAUCUACUCCAUGUAAACUGAAUGGAAAAAAAAAGAUCUUGCCAUUGUUUUCAUUAAAAAAUUCUUAUAUUUGUCACUGAGAAAGUUUAAAAUGAAUAGGCCUAACAUUUUUUUCAAAGAUCCUCGAAAUUAAUAAUCAUUUGCAAAUUGUACAUACUUAUUCAGUCGAUUUUCAUAUAUUUAAAUGUAUCAUAAUUGCCAGAGACCGAGUUCAAGGUUUUAUUCCAGAGACUUAGGCAAGUAUUUUCUUUCCUUUUUAAUGCAAUGAUUCAAAUUUCUAAAAAUGACUUAAUUUCACUUUUCAUUAAUUUCUUCCUAUGUUCUCAUGUUAAAAGCCUUGUUUUUAAUAUGAGGAGAAUGUUUUCAGCUGCAGUUUGACAGUGGCUUAUUCAGUUUUUCUUUAACAGUCAUCAUUCGAUAUCAACUUAGCAUUCCACUUAACAUUUUAUAUAUUUUGUAGGAAUGUGCCUUUAGGCAGUUACUAAAUUAGUUAGGGUCAUAGGGAAAGUAUUUUACAGUAUUUUAGACCAUUUAGGUAAAAUGAAUAAAAUUUCUUAUCUUUGUUUCUCCAAAAUUUUCUUAAAAGGUCAUCAAUUAAAAAAACCUGACCAAAUAUGCAUCCAAAAUUAAACAUUAAAAAAGUGUAGAGCAGAUGUUGAAAAAAAUAUUUGAUCAGGGAAGAUUUCAAGUUCAAUCAAGUAUCUGAGAGGCUUUUAAAUUAGUAUCAGUAAGUGAUCACCAUACUUAAUGUCCGGCAUACAGUGCUGUUUUCUAUCCCUUAUGGGCUGCAGUGAAGUCUCAUGUAUGUUUUAUAGUUUCUAUUAUUAAUCACGCCACAAUCUCAUUUUAAAGUCAAUAUUAAAAAUCCCUGCACUUCUACAGGUUAAAAAAAAAGUUUUCUUUUUAAAAACAUCUCUGAACUGUAUUUUAAUUUUUUUUGCAAUUUUUGGAACUAUACAUUUUUGUCCCUAAAAACUUCACCAUAUUGGAAAAGAAAAUGUAUUAAAUGUAUUUUCUACAGUAAUAUGAGGAAAACAUGAUCAGUUGUGCCAAAGAAGUUUUAUACAUUGUUUACAUGAAGAAGCUACAAUACUUACUGGGGACUUAUGUGAUAUUUUUGUUUACUAAUAAAACGUUACAUUCAAACUUAGUAGCUUUGCCAUAGAGGAAGAAUGUUCCUCCUAAAGCAAUUUAUUUUUGUUGAGAGGAGGCAAGAAGUGCUGAACUUAUCACAGUCAUUCUUCGUGUUAGGAAUGUAGGAGUGUGGUGGUUCUCUGCAAUCUUUAGAGCUUUACUCUCAUAAUUUGGAAUUUAAGAUAAUAAAUAGGAACGAGGCUAGUCUUCUAUGUAAGAUAGUUCAAACAAUAUCAUUUCAGGGACAAAGGACGCCUGGAAAGCCCUUAAAAUAAGUUAUCUUAGAUGUACCAGGACUACUCAGAGCUUUAUUCUUUUAGCUUAAGGCUUUUUAGUACUUGUAAAAAUGCAAACAUUCUUGAGAAAUGGUACCUUUAAUCUCUGAAUUCUGAAUACCUGAUUGUGAGUGAGGUAUCCAAAGCAAUUUUUACUCAGUAUGGGGGAUGGAAGUUAUAAAAGGAGGGCAGUGGAAAUCUUGGGAGGAGGAAGUGAGAAAUGGUUAUGGAGGGGAACGUCAAAACUUUUAGGCUGGCCUUAAGCACUAUUGCUGCUUUCUAAAACUUUCAGAAUGUUUUAAUGCUUUAUCAUUCACGGUCCACUCUCAACUUGACAUUUUCCUUCAAUAACUUUAAAAAAUCAUUGUUACAUUUUUUCCAUACAUUUUUAUAAUACAGAAAGUUAACUCAAGAUUCCAUAAUUAAUACAAUUUUUCAGAUUUGUCUAAUGUGUACUGUAACUUGUGCAUCUUAACACAGUGCAUCUUAAGUGCAGAUUUAAACAUGACACCUGAGGACCAUGACUUCCUCCUUUCUUGGAGCUCUUGGUAUAAAAUUCAUCUGCUAAUGUGAAUUCAGGUUUCUACUCAGUUCAUCUCAUACUAAUUAGAGAGAUAGUUAAUGUGUGCAUGAGGAAACAACUUAUGUCUCAAUCUUUAGUUUCAUUUGGUAGUGUUUAUUGUUCAUACACCCUCCCCAAAAUAGAAUGCUGAAUUACAUGCUAAUAUUUCCAUGUGUAUUUUGUUGCCUUGAUGUAUUACACUUGUUGCAUGUAUAUUAAACAUUUUGUACCAUG
This is a messenger RNA of Myotis myotis, 3779 nucleotides long. RefSeq names its product RUN domain containing 3B (gene RUNDC3B). Bases 31 to 1446 code for a protein of 471 amino acids. The transcript has 12 exons. The record is from RefSeq and is a predicted model, not a curated record. NCBI's taxonomy places the organism in Eukaryota, Metazoa, Chordata, Mammalia, Chiroptera, Vespertilionidae.